CAUUUUUCACACACAUGAUCCGGUUCUGCUGGUUCUGUAGUUGAUCAGUUCAACUUCGUAUUUCUGUAAGAUGUGCUUCUUCGUCUUCAACAGAUUUCCUCAAAUGAAUCUUUUUGGCAAGUUCCUGUUGCUGUGCAGCAUAAGCGUCGCUUUUAUCGCGGUUCGAUGGAGCGCUCUGUCAUUUAAUGAAGAGUCCUUGAAAGGUUCCAGGGUGCUGGUGACUGGUGCCAGUACUGGCAUAGGUGAGCAGUUGGCGUAUCACUAUGCCCGUUUAGGAGCCCAACUGGUUAUCACAGCGAGGAGAGGAAAUGUCCUAGAACAGGUUGUGAGCAAGUGCUUGGAAAUGGGGGCUCAAAGGGCAUUGUUCGUCCCUGCGGACAUGGCAAGCCCGUCCGAUGCUGACCAUGUGGUGCAGUACGCCAUCGAACAGCUUGGGGGUCUGGAUUACCUGGUUCUGACCCCCCUCGGGCCCAGUCCAUACGGAAUGUGGGAUGGAAAUGUGGAGCACACACGAUGGCUGCUAGAGGUGAAUUUUCUCAGUUAUGCAGAGAUGACGCAAAAAGCUUUGCCAGCCCUUGAAAAGAGUAAAGGGUCAAUAGUUGUUGUUUCCUCCCUGCUAGGAAAAAUAUGUGGCCCCUUUGCUUUGCCAUAUGCCGCAACUAAGUUUGCACUGAACGGUUUCUUUGGAGGCCUCCAGCAUGAGCUAGCAAUGCAAAAAAGCAAUGUGUCCAUAACCAUCUGCACACUGGGCCUGAUCGACACAAAUAGCGCCAUGGAGAAAAUCAAACAUUACAUCAACAUAACCGCCUACCCUGCACACGAAGCCGCCUGGCAGAUUAUCGAAGCUGGAGCGUCUCGCCAGUCUGAGGCCUUUUACCCCUGGUACACAUUCUACGCCUGUCUCUUCAGGGAUUGGUUCCCAUACUUCAGGGAUCAAGCGAUUCAAAAAUCCUACACAUAUGAUCCACAAGUUAAUAAGGAUCUAGUUACUGGAAGCUGACAGUUUCAUGAAUCUAUGUGUUGAGCAGAGCAUUAGCGGUUAAAGCAUGUGCUCUGACACACCAAACCCUGGUGCUCAGGGUGAGAGUUUCUCACCAAAAAUAAAGCUUUAUAAUGAAACAGGUUAACAUUCAACCUGCUGAGAAACAUUUUAUGGAGCACUUUAUCAAUAACAUUUGCUGAUCUCGAGAAUUAAAGAGUUAAACACUUUGUAUUCUAUGUCUGUUCACAAACAACAAGCACUUUUUAUGGCAGAAACUGUUUGCAAAGUGUGUUAAAACCAUGUUUCAUGUUAUUAUUCAGUAUGUGAAACAGCAGAUGUCUUGUCUGUGUAGACUAAACUACCUCUGUAAAGCACUGUGAACUUACCUCAUGUUUUCUUAUCAGUGACUAGCGCUAACGAUAUUUCUACGCGACCUGUUGUCAGACUCACUCAACAAUAAAGAUGUUCAAAUAAAA
This is a messenger RNA of Carassius carassius (crucian carp), 1458 nucleotides long. Its product is annotated as hydroxysteroid 11-beta-dehydrogenase 1-like protein. Gene Ontology annotation, molecular function: oxidoreductase activity. Lineage: Eukaryota; Metazoa; Chordata; Actinopteri; Cypriniformes; Cyprinidae. The record is from RefSeq and is a predicted model, not a curated record. Gene Ontology annotation, cellular component: intracellular membrane-bounded organelle. The transcript has 6 exons. Bases 71 to 1000 code for a protein of 309 amino acids.